UUCAGCUCUCUCUGCCCCCUACUUUGUAUUUGGGUGGACUGCCCCGAAAAUAUGUAGCUGCCCAGCUCCACCUGCACUGGGGUCAGAAAGGAUUACCAGGGGGAUCAGAACACCAGAUCAACAGUGAAGCCACAGCUGCAGAGCUCCACAUUGUGCAUUAUGACUCUGAUUCCUUUGGCAGCUUGAGUGAGGCUGCCCAGAAGCCUCAAGGCCUGGCUGUCCUAGGCAUCCUAAUUGAGAUGGGUGAGACUGAGAAUCCAGCUUAUGAACACAUUCUGAGUCACUUGCAUGAAAUUAGACAUAAAGAUCAGAAGACGUCAGUGCCUCCCUUCAGGCUGGGAGAGCUGCUCCCCCCACAGCUAGAGCAGUUCUUCCGUUACAAUGGCUCGCUCACAACUCCCCCCUGCUACCAGAGUGUCCUCUGGACAGUCUUCCAUCGAAGGGCCCAGAUCUCAGUGGAGCAGCUGGAAAGGCUUCAGGAGACAUUAUUCUCCACAGAGGAAGAGUCCUCUGAGCCCCUCGUGCAGAACUACCGAGCUCCUCAGCCUCUUAAUCAACGAACAGUUUUUGCUUCUUUCACCCAAGUGGAAUCCUUGUAUACCACAGGUGAAAUGGUGGGCCUAGGUGUGGGAAUCUUGGUUGGCUGUCUCUGCCUUCUGCUGGCUGUUUAUUUCAUUGCUCAAAAGAUUCGGUGAGAUCCUACUUUCUAUUCAUGCAGUAAUUGUCUAUGAAAAAGC
Messenger RNA from Dipodomys ordii (Ord's kangaroo rat), 737 nucleotides. Its product is annotated as carbonic anhydrase 14-like. NCBI's taxonomy places the organism in Eukaryota, Metazoa, Chordata, Mammalia, Rodentia, Heteromyidae. The annotation marks the transcript as partial. Gene Ontology annotation, molecular function: carbonate dehydratase activity; zinc ion binding. Gene Ontology annotation, cellular component: plasma membrane. The transcript is spliced from 7 exons. The record is from RefSeq and is a predicted model, not a curated record.